This is a messenger RNA of Syngnathus typhle (broad-nosed pipefish), 8040 nucleotides long. Its product is annotated as receptor activity-modifying protein 1-like. Gene Ontology annotation, biological process: regulation of G protein-coupled receptor signaling pathway; G protein-coupled receptor signaling pathway; protein localization to plasma membrane. Gene Ontology annotation, cellular component: membrane; cell surface; signaling receptor complex. The record is from RefSeq and is a predicted model, not a curated record. NCBI's taxonomy places the organism in Eukaryota, Metazoa, Chordata, Actinopteri, Syngnathiformes, Syngnathidae. The coding region runs from base 186 to 893 and encodes 235 amino acids. The transcript has 9 exons. Gene Ontology annotation, molecular function: coreceptor activity.
CGUGCUCGCUCCUUCGUGCUAGCGCCAUUAGCUGCACUUAAGUCAGUCAAAACAUGUCGCGCACGCCCUGUCGUACACAAACACAUAGCGUGGAGCAGAGAGGGCGGAACUGGUUGCCCCCCCCGCCCUUUUAGCUCCCAGUUGACCAGUGUGCCCGGACAGUCUCCAGAAGACUUUGCAUCAGGAUGGGGUGGUCGCCGCUGGUGGUGCUUGUCAUCACGGCUUUGCUGAGCAUGCGCACGCGCCAGCAGAUGCAAGUCCAGCACAUGCAAGUCCAGCCGACUGAUCAAAGUGUCCUGGAGCAAACCGCCGUCCAGAACCUUUCGGAAGCAUCCACCGGCCGCUACGACGCCACUGUUUGGGGUGCAGACACGCCCGAGGCAGGAAAGGAAAGAGAGAGCCUGUCGGAAGAGCAGCUGAUUCGAGUCCAUGACGAACUUGAGAAGGAAACCUUCAUCGCUGAAAAUGACGAGAGCUUUCAGGAAGUGGAGGACUCCGAGCCGCUCGGCGCCGCUUGUCGCGUCGAUGACUUGGCAGAGUUGAGCGCGGCCGUCUGCACUUCGCCCUUUGAGCAGCAGAUGGCGUCGUUGGAGGAGGACGCGCGCUGCGUGCUGGACCGCGUCAUCGGCGCCUACAACCAACUGAGCGUGUGCCUGGAGAGCCUGUCCCACUGGUGCGGCUGCUACUACCCCAACGGCGCCGUCCACACGGCUUUCCUGCGCGUCCACUCGGCCUUCUUCGGUCGCUGCCGACCCCGGGCCCCGGAGCGGCAGCCGGAGGACGCGCCCCGCCUCCUGGUGCUCUGCCUCACGCUGGCGCCCGUCGCCCUGGUCCCGCUGCUAGUCUCCGCCGCCGCGGCCCGGUGCCGACCGAUGACCGCCGGGAGCCAAUAAAAAACAAAAAAACAGCAAAAAAAAAACAACAACCUGAUUUGCAAUUGGUUUUGGCGAGUGACAUUUGAUUGGCCACUUUCGAUCAGCGGUGGUGGUGGCGGCUUUUGGACUUGCAUUUUGGGGCGGUCAUUUUUGACCUCGUGAUGCUCUUAUGUGGCCUUUGGUUUUCUAGUGAUUGCUCAGAAAAGCUCGGUGGGAUCCAUGGUUUUAUUGCCGAGACCAUUUCCUUUCACGCCACGGCGCCCUGCCCCUCUGACAUCUGCGACGUGGACCUGCUGAACUUGGAGCCCGAUGGGCGCUCUUGUCGGGCCUUGGCGCAAAGAAGCGCUUUGGCGUUCCGGCGGAACCUCUCGCCCACAAAGGCAUAGAGGAGCGGGUUGAUGGCGCAGUGCAGCAGCGCCAGGCCGUUGCUGAGGACCAGCGCGGCGCUGACCGAACGUCGCACCCCGCAGUCGAAGGCCGCCGGGUGGGCUCUCAGCAGCGUGUCAGCCAUCAUGGCCAGGUGGUACGGCGUCCAGCACAGCAGGAAGGCCGCCACCACGGCCGUGAUGACCCGCAUAGCGCGGUGCUUGUGGAAGCCCCGCGUGCGCAGCAGCCGCGCCACCGUCACGCCGUAGCAGGCCAGCAUGACGCCCAGCGGCAGCAGGAAGCCCAAAAGGUGGCGCAGGGUGCGCGUGGCCACCCUCCAGGCCGAGGCGCUGCCCACGUCAAAGCUCUCGGCGCAGACCGUCCGGCGCGGGUCGGGCCCAGCCGCCUCAUUGAAGAGCGCCGGCAGCGCCAGGACGGCGCCCAGCGCCCACACGGCGCCGCACGCCAGCCGGCCGCACCUCCUCCGCGAGCGCCCCGCCGCCCGCUCGGCCCGCACGAUGACCAGGUAACGGUCGACGCUGAUGCAGGCCAGGAACAGCACGCUGGUGUAGAAGUUGGCUUCGAAGAUCAGGCUGAGCGCUUUGCAGGCGCCGUCGCCGAAGAUCCAGCCGUCGGCCGCCGCCGCCGCCGCUGCCCAGAAGGGGACGGUCAGUGCCAUCAGGCCGUCGGCCGCCGUCAGGUGGAAGAGGAACACGUCGGAGGAGGUCAGCGAGCCCCGGCCCCGCGCCAUCACCAGCGCCACCAGUAGAUUUCCGGGGACGGCCAACAGGAAGACGGCGGCCAGCAGCACGCACAGCGCCGCCGACAUGACCCGACCCGGCGGACGCGCUCGGCAGGAAAGCGUGUCGGGGUCGGCCACCCACACGGAAAGGUUGCUCCCCGGGCCGAGCGAGGUGUUGGCCGCGUCCAAGUAAUCGCCGUAAUCGAAGGGCACGAUGAUGGACAUGGCUGCGUGGGAAACGAGACACGUCAAUGGGACUUGACGAGGGUGACGACAAGCGAAGCAAAGCCAAGCGGGAAGUGGUCAGGCUUUGGCAAAUGACAGCAAUUGGCCCAAAGAACAGAGAAGAAAGCAGUUUGGAAUGCAGGCCAAUGUUUUGUCGGACACCUUUUGGCAUUUGCGUCUAAUGAUGCCAAAAGCAAGCCCGCCGGGAGAGACUCACCUGCUGACGGGUAGCCUGGAGACCCAAAACAAAGGCGGAACUCGACGCUCUUGCCCCCAGCGUCAGGCCUGUCCCAAUUUCCUGUUGCGAGGCAGUAGCAGCGCUUCCUCCUCGGAGAGCAGCCCACUUCCCGAGCGUCUCUUCCAACUUGCAGCAGCCGACUGACCGGCCGACCGGGGACAAUAAUUUGACCCCACCCCCCACCCCAGCCCCUGACAAAAAAGAGCGCAGCCGCUUUUGUUUAAGCUUGCUUUAUUUGAGCGCUGCACUUCAUUGGCGGAAGUGCAAGUCCCACAGCUCCACCUUCAUGAUGGCCCUGCCCAUGGGCGACAUGGUGACCUUGACGUCCAUCUUGCCGCUCUCGUAGUUCAGGCCGCAGCCGUUGGCCUUCUGCCGCACGAAGUUCUUCAGCUCCUUGGCUUCGUACAUCUCCUCGUAGAGCUUCUUGUCGGUCUCGCGCUCUUUGGGGAACACGCCCACCGCCACCCAGUUCUUGUAGAAGGUGUAGUCGUAGGGCACAGAGAACAUGAUGGCCAGCUUGGCCACGGCCGCCGCGCCCUCAAAGAUUUCGUAGGUGAGCACGCCCACCGCGCCCGAGGUGGCCGCGUCCGUCUUGUUGAAGUUGCACACUUCGGUGCACAUGGGCCGCACGGUGGGCUGCGGGGGACUGUGGCAGUCGCCGUUCUCCAUGUGCACCCUGUCGAGACAUGGGGGAAGGAGGGAGGGAGGGAGGGAGGUAGUAGCAGGCUGGCGCCUAUGUGCGUGGAUUUGGGACUGCUCGCGCCGGCCGACGUCUUACCGGGGGUGCCUGAGGACAAAGCCGCCAGUCAGGUUGCUGAUCUCGAUGGUCACGUUCCUGCGGCUCUUCUGGUUGGCCGACAAAGCUUCGGCGGACUCCAUGGACGACCUCUGAACAAGACCUACGUAUACUGACAAAAAGCGCAUUCAUUUUGCAACUGCCAUCACCAAAAUCCAUGCAGCCUUUUCGCUCGCCCAACCCCCAAAACGGGUUCAGCCAGUUCCGCCGCCGCCACGAUUGGUGCCAAACUGUCAAAUGGACCCAAUUGCGAUCUGGCCCUAUGCUGGCCAUCGGCAGAAAAUGAAGCGCGAGCUUCCGAGGCAAGCGGCGGUCCUGUGAGAGCCCCCUACCUCCCUCCCUCCUUCCACGGCCAGCCCUUCUCAAGCGCCACUUGCAAAAGCCGAUGGAGCGUUUGACAUAUGUCACACGCCGAGAGAGAAACUUUGAGAGGAACGAGCAGCCCGACCUCGGCUCGCUUGCUUACCUGGAAGGAGGACAGCACGGGCGCUGGCUGACUGAUUGACUGGGCACAAGUGGCAAGCACAAGACUCGGUGUCACUGCUGCGUUCUCCGCCGCCUGUGGGCGGGGCCGUCUCCGCCCGCCCGCCGGCGGGGCGGGGUCGGACCAAAUGUCGCACGCAGCCAGACAGGCUUUUGUCUUCGUGGACGGCCGAGCCGGUCGGACCGGCGUCGUCGGCGUUUGCCGGCUUUGGCAAGGCGACUGGACGGUUGACAUUCCUUGCCUCGGCGCACCUGCUCUGCCGCACCAAGGGCCGCGACCUCCUCAUUCCGUGUCUAUUGUGUGUGGAGGUGGCCUGUUGUAUUUGGCGUGGUGUUUUCCAAGCAGUGGGAAAGGCCGAGAGGGGGGGGGCGGAUGGUCGGGGAGCCCGCCGCCGGCUGACUGAGCAUGCGUGGAAAGAAUGCUCCUUUUGGCUUUCAUGUGUGUUCGCAUGCUUGGUGUGUGUUUAGUUUUCAUUGCGUUCACAUGCGUGCGUGUGCGUGCGUGCGUGCAUGUGUCGAGGUCUCAUGUCAGACGCAAGCUCGGAGGGCGCUUUCCAUCUAGCGUACAAUGCAGCUUUAGCAUCUUGUGCGUUAGAAGUUUCCGCAUGUGGCGUCGUGCGUUUGCACCUUUGGAAGGUUCGGAGCACGACCGUUUCUGCGGGUGUUUGACCCUUGACAGAAGAAAAGAGGCGGAGCUUUGCUUCGGGUGCCGGCCAGGCGGCGCUUUUUAUUGAAGUCACCCAAUGCCAUCCCGCGCCGUGCGAGGCGAGCGGCCCCUCAGACCCCCUUGUCGUGGAUCUCCAGCUUGAGGACGGCGCGGCCUUCGUCGGACAUGCAGGCUUCCACGUCCACUUGGCGGCCGCGGUGCUCUACGCCCGAGCCAUCGGCCCGGUGGCGCUUGAAGUUGCUUUCCUCCUUGGACUCGUACAUGAGCUCGUAGAGCUUGUGGUCGGUGGCCGUGGUCUUGGGGAACACGCCGACGCUCACCCAGUUCUUGUAGAAGGUGUAGUCGAAGGGCACGGAGAACAUGACGGCCACCAUUUCGUUGCAUUCCUUCUUGUGCAUGUGGAAGAGCUCGUAGGUGAGCACGCCCACGGCACCCGAGGCCGUGUUGUCAUCUUUGGUGAAGGAGCACACCUCUCCGCGGCCCACACGCACCGUGGGCUGCGGCGGGCUGUAGGAGAACCCGCUCUCCAUGUGCAACCUGCCACGACGACACACAGCGUCAAGCAAAGCGGCCAGCCCGAUGCGGUCGAUUCGCUGCUUACUUGGGGUUGUGGAGGCAGAACGCAGAGGUCAGAUUGAGGACCUCCACGGUGCAGUUGCGGUUGGUGGUCAGGUGCAUGGCGUGCGACUCGGCCGUCUCGGGCAUGCUGGCCUAAAACAAAUCACCUUUACCGUCGGCGGUGGUGCCACUCGCCGCGCAUUUACUCACUUUGGUCGGGGUCACGUGGCGGCGGCGACGACGGCAAUGGGGAAGAGCAAAGACGACUCGAGUCCCUCAGCGGGCGACAGGCUGCAAUGUCUGGCAAAAGCUGCCCGGCGUUUUGCGUGGAGACAAGGCGGAGGGAGGAAACGCCCUCGGACGCGCCUCAACCGGCUGGAAAAAGAAAGGCGCCAAACUUCCCAGACAGUCCUGAUUGUCCGUUGCAGUCUGUGCUUGUCGACAGUGAUGGAGGCCAAUCCAAACCAGACAGUGAUGGAGGUGCAGAGGACAGACUGGAUGAUGGCAGUGUAGAAGGUCUUCAGAAGCUUUCGCGGCAGGUUGAACUUCUUGAGCGGUCUCAGGAAGUACAGCCUCUGCUGGGCCUUCUUCCGGACAGAGUGUAUGUGGCCGGUCCAUUUCAGGUCCCGAGGGAUUGUGGUUCCCAGGAACUUGAAGGUGUCUGUGGAGAGAAUAGUAUUACUGCGGAUAGUGAGGGGUAAAAGUGGUGAAGGGUCUCGCCUGAAGUCCACUGUCAUCUCCACGGUCUUGAGCGGGUUCAGCUCCAGGUGGUUUUGGCUGCUCCAGUGAACCAGCCGCUCCACCUCUUGUCUGUACGCAGUCUCAUCACCGUCCUAGAUCAGUCCGAUGAGAGUGGUGUCGUCUGCAUACUUCAGGAGCUUCACAGGAGAGUUACCUGAGGAGAGAUCAUUGGUGUAGAGCAGUGCUUCUCAAUUAUUUUCUGUUACGCCCCCCCCUAGCAAGAAGAAAACUAUUCGCGCCCCCCCUCCCCACCGUGACUAUCCUAACUUGUCUUGUAAGUCGUAAAAUGUUGCACUGUCGCAAACGUGACAGAAGUAACAAUGAGAGCGCCACUGCCCCCUGCUGUAGUAAACGCGCAAUUACACUUUAUUCUAGUACUGCCAAAAAAAAAGCCUGUUCCCCAGGGUCACACGCGCCCCCCCAGGAAUAGCACCGCGCCCCCCAAGGGGGGCGCGCCCCACUAUUUGAGAAGCACUGGUGUAGAGAGAGAGUAUAGUGAGUGGAUAAAGCUUUUACCUUAUGUUUGGGGGAACUAGUGAUGUGCAUUCCAGUUCUUUUAAGUGAACCACAUCUUUGUAACCAGUUCACUCAAAAGAUUCGUUCAAACAAAUUGUUCAACGAAUCCCCCCCCCCCCCCACACACACACACACGGAUCCGUUUUUCUUUUUUUAUAAAAACUUAUAAAAAAAACUUUAAAAAACUUAAAUUUUGCGCAUUAUACAUGAAAAAAAACGGUAUUUCCUGAUUGAGGGGCCAGGGGUGUCAGGAUCCAGUCCUCGGGGGCCAAGGUGUGUUUAACAAGGGAAACUUGGAAAACAUGUAGGGAUCCGGCCCCCGAGGAAAGGAGUUUGACACCCCUGCGUGCACAUACGGACACAGCCAUGAGGGUGCCAAUUCGGACACAGACGAGUUUUCACUGACAAAUACAGUUGAACUAUUUCUGCAAGAUUCUGCUGCUAUCUCGUGAGAAACAAGCGUCACUACAGAUGACGACUGAUCUUUUUUUCCCGCUCAACUUUCUUUUUCUUUUUUCAAUUCAACCUUUUAUUCAAACAUUAGGUUUCCGCCCAACUUACUUGGUCAAUCAUUGUUGAAACAGAGUGACGUCAUUCACGGGGCAUGAGAAGUACAAUUUCCGGCAUCUGUUUAACAGUUCAAGAUAAUGGAUAAUUCAAAAUAAUGAGAUUGAAAAAUACAAGCCAAAAUGGCUAUAGGUUAAAAAUGGAAGUGCGGAAAAAAAGCUUUGGUAGUAGUCAGGGAUAGAAGGGCUACGAAUUGCUUUUCUAGCAAUAACUUGUAGCUUUGCUGCAAAUGUGUCCGCACAGUCUCUGCAACUGCGCCGCUAUUUGCGAUUUUGUUUUGAAGAGGGUUUUUUUCCAACGGAAGUGACGUCUCGUGACUUAGCCAAUUUGAAGUCGAAGUCCGGCCAGGCAGGACCUGCUGUUGGUUCCAUUCGGAGGCAAGACAGGCGAGAACAACCAAGCGAUGGCUCUAAAUGUCAAAACAUCGCGUGUUCUCCUCUUCCAUUGAUGUUAGCCUAUCUUCGGACUAAGCAGAUGUUAGCCGGCCGUUUUUAGCAUGCAGCAAGAGCAGCUCGUCAAGAGAUGUUGGGGGCCGGAAGCGGAUCAUUGCAGUUUCACACCGAAACGGGUCCGCUUGGAGGCGGGACUUAAAGACGGAGGUGGUCCAAUGGAAAUGCUUCCCGCUUUGUUUGGGAGUCAUCGCGAGGAGGAGAAUGUGGCGGGGCGUGUGGUGCAGCAGGUGUGCAGUUUCAGACCCGGAAGCACACCGCUCGCUUGCCCCAGAUGUCUCGCAGGCGAGCCGGUACCGCACCAGAACCGCGACAUGCACGCGUGUGACAAUACAAGAACACACAUUUGUCAUUCCAUGUCGAUGUCACACACACAUCUUUGGCUGCCUCAAUUGUUUUGACUUGUUUGAAUGCGCUUGGGCUAAGCCACACGUAGGUGAUGACAUCAUUGUGUCUUUCAGGGUCACAUCAACCACAUGAUGCCCGCAGGAGGUGGGGUUUCCACUAACCCCUGCAGCUGACUGCUCGAGUUGAUGACAAGAAUGAAGAACCAGAAAAUGGAUAAAGCUGUUUCCUUGGGCUGAGCCCAUUCCAUCCCCGGCCCAACUUGUUGCCUGGCGCCCCCGUCGACUUGGAAUGCACUGACUCUUUUGAUAUCACUCCCUCUACACUGACAAGAAAACUUUAUGUACAAUUUGCCAAAAUGAAACAAUCAGAAAUCAAGUAGGACUUUUAUUCAGCGAACCUCCUGACGUACAUUUUGACUUUGAAUCAGGGGCUAAUUAAAAAGAAAAAAAAAAAAACAUCUGUUAACCUA